Messenger RNA from Parnassius apollo (apollo), 774 nucleotides. The record is from the annotation of a GenBank genome assembly. NCBI's taxonomy places the organism in Eukaryota, Metazoa, Arthropoda, Insecta, Lepidoptera, Papilionidae.
AUGAAUGCUUUGUUGGAGUUGUUUAAAACAAAAGAUCCAGAGGCCAACCUAGAUACGGUUAAAAAAAUCACCACUUUAAGAAAUUGUUUUAAAAAGGAAUUUAAUAAGGUUAAGGUAUCGGAAAGAUCUGGUGAAGGAACAGCAGAAAUUCAUGUCCCUAAGUUGUGGUACUACAGUGAAAUGCUCUUCUUGGCAGAUGUGGAUGUACCAAGGGUCUCAAGAUCAGUAGAUUCCAUCCUCGAUGACAUGCCGUUUGAAGUUGGUGCUGAGAUCAGCGAUGAUGAAAAUGAAGCCAAUUUAUCGAUGAAUGUGCAAUCGCCACUUUCACAAAGUAGUGGGGCUUCAUCGUCAAGAACUCAAACACGAAAAACCAAAGCCCAAGCUGAUAAUGUUUUGGCAAAGAUAGCGAAGAAACUGGAUGAACCUCCACGGGCGAAACAGCAAUAUGAGUCAUUUGGUGAACAUAUUGCGGAAAAAUUAAGAAAUUUGCCGACGAUGAUGGCUACGUACUGCCAAAAAAUAUUUAAUGAUGCGAUAUUCAUGGCUGAAACUAACAAUUUAACUAUUGAUUCGCACAUUGUACAUCAUAAUUCAAACCAGAAUAAUGUCAAUAAUUCGCAAAUGUAUUUGAAUCCACCAAACCAGAACCAUUAUAAUUCUGGUAUUUUGAAUAAUUCGGUAAAUCAGCUUGGAUAUUCACAACAGGAUCAUAACAUAUUGUAUGAAGCAUUUGCUUCCGCUAUAGCCGACACACAUUCAGACAACACUGAAUAA